Messenger RNA from Magnolia sinica, 2016 nucleotides. RefSeq names its product 4-coumarate--CoA ligase 2-like. Gene Ontology annotation, molecular function: CoA-ligase activity. NCBI's taxonomy places the organism in Eukaryota, Viridiplantae, Streptophyta, Magnoliopsida, Magnoliales, Magnoliaceae. The record is from RefSeq and is a predicted model, not a curated record. The coding region runs from base 136 to 1755 and encodes 539 amino acids. The transcript has 5 exons.
GCCCACGAACUUCCCCCACAACUCUAUAUAUUACAUUCUCUUCUCCAAACAAUUCUCAAAUCUCAAUCCAAAAAAAAAAUCCAAAAAACCAAGCCAAACACUCCCCACCUCAAAACCCAUCUCUCCAAAUCCACCAUGGAAUCCAUUAAUGACUACAUCUACCAUUCAAAACUCCCUGAUAUCUCCAUCCCUGCCCACCUCCCCCUACACUCCUACUGCUUCCAAAACAUGGCCCACUUUCAAUCCAAACCAUGCUUGAUCAACGGUGCAACUGGAGAAAUCUACACCUACGAAGAGGUCGAUCUCAUUGCACGCAAGGUCGCUGCAGGCCUCCACAAGAUCGGCAUCGAACAAGGCCACGUCAUCAUGCUACUCCUACCCAAUUCACCUGAGUUCGUAUUCGCUUUCCUUGGUGCAUCCCACCGCGGAGCCAUGGCAACAACAGCCAAUCCCUUCUACACCGCUAAUGAAAUAUCAAAGCAAGCUAGAGCAUGCAACCCACGUCUUAUAAUCACACAAGCAUGCUACGUCGAGAAAGUAAGAGAUCUAGCUCAUGGAAAUGAUGUGAAGAUCAUGUGUAUUGAUUCUCCCCCAGAAGGAUGCUUGCAUUUCUCUGAACUAAUGGAAGCCGAUGAAAACAACAUCCCAGCCGUUGAUAUAAGUCCUGAUGAUGUUGUAGCACUUCCAUACUCCUCCGGAACCACUGGAUUACCGAAAGGUGUCAUGCUAACACAUAAAGGUCUUGUGACUAGUGUGGCCCAGCAAGUGGACGGUGAUAAUCCCAACUUGUAUUUCCGCAGUGAUGACGUGUUGCUGUGUGUGUUGCCGCUGUUUCAUAUCUAUUCUUUGAAUUCGGUGCUGCUAUGUGGUUUGAGAGCUGGUGCAUCGAUACUUAUAAUGCAGAAGUUUGAGAUCAUUGCACUGAUGGAGCUUGUGGAGAAGUAUAAGAUAACGAUCGCACCGUUCGUUCCUCCGAUCGUAUUGGCCAUUGCCAAGAGCCCGGUCGUUGAUAACUAUGAUCUGUCAUCGAUCAGGACCGUUAUGUCAGGGGCCGCACCGAUGGGGAAGGAGCUUGAGGAUGCUGUUAGAGCUAAGCUUCCAAAUGCCAUUCUUGGGCAGGGGUAUGGUAUGACGGAGGCGGGUCCGGUGCUUUCUAUGUGCUUGGCCUUUGCAAAGGACCCGUUCCAGAUAAAAUCGGGUUCUUGUGGAACGGUCGUCCGAAACGCAGAGCUGAAAAUCGUCGAUCCCGAGACUGGCGCUUCUUUGCCCCGGAAUCAAGCGGGUGAGAUCUGCAUCAGAGGGGCCCAGAUCAUGAAAGGCUAUCUCAACGAUCCAGAAUCAACCAAAAAAACCAUUGAUAAAGAUGGAUGGCUGCACACAGGGGAUAUCGGCUACGUGGAUGAUGAUGAUGAGAUCUUCAUCGUUGAUCGAUUGAAAGAACUCAUCAAAUACAAGGGCUUCCAGGUGGCCCCUGCCGAGCUUGAGGCCUUGCUCAUCGCCAAUCGCGACAUUGCUGAUGCCGCCGUAGUUUCCAUGAAAGACUAUCUUGCGGGAGAGAUCCCUGUGGCAUUCGUCAUCAGAUCUAGCGGCUCCAAAAUCACAGAAGAAGAAGUCAAGCAAUACAUAGCAAAACAGGUUGUUUUCUACAAGAAGAUCCACCGUGUCUUUUUCGUAGAUGCAAUUCCCAAGGCUCCAUCUGGCAAGAUCCUAAGGAAGGACUUGAGAGCAAAGCUGGCAGCUGGUUUUCCCAACUAGUCGGGAGGACGGAUCUCCAUGUGACCGCAGGCUUGUAUAAGUGUGCACGUCACAAGACCAGUCCCUCGCUGCUCAACCGUGCACUUGAACAAAAGAAAAUGUUCUCUCUCUGCAGCUUAAGCAUCAAGAUGUGAUUGUCGGGAGCUGCAGGUUGCGUCUGUUUAUUGGCCCCACGCAACCAAAAGAUUAUAAUACAUUUGUGAAUUUAUGAAAUUAUGAAAUUUAAAUAUUACUUUGUUACACAAAACUUCAAAUACCAUG